CUCAUGAUAGAAGUGCCGCGUCACUGAUAGUCCAUCAAUAUAAACGUUCAGUCUGAUUUUGACGCUGAUGAUGCCCGAAAUUUCUAUUUAAAGCUUACCAAACCAUUUAAUCUAGAUAUAAUCGAACACAGAGCACCCGAUCAGCUACAUGAUGACCUCUGUUAGUCCAACCCGUUCUCGGGUUACCCCGUACCUGAUAUACCUGGUGUUCAUCACUACGUUAGGUCCGCUGCAGUUCGGAUAUCACCUGGCCGAGCUCAAUGCGCCUCAAGCUGUAGUUACCUGCGAACGAAAGAGCAUCCAUUCCUCUCCGGCAGCCACAUCACACGGCCUACCACAAUGUAUCCCGAUGAACCCGUCUCAGUUCGGCUUUGUAUCGUCUAUCUACACGCUCGGUGGAUUCUUGGGAGCCUUACUGGCAGGGCCCGUCUCAACCAAACAUGGCCGUCUGUUAGCUUUGCGGGCGACCACAAUUUUCUUCAUUCUAGGCCCCAUAGCGGAAGCGCUUGCACCUAGCAUGUCCCUGCUGGGAUUUGGAAGGUUCCUUUCUGGUGUGGGAUCGGGGGCUUCCAUAGUUGUCGGACCAAUCUACAUAUCGGAGAUCGCACCCCCAAGCGCCAAGGGCUUCUUUGGUGCAUUCACCCAGAUCAUGACUAAUGUUGGCAUCCUCUCGACCCAGUCACUUGGUUAUUUUCUGAGUGAAGGAAGCAAGUGGAGGAUUAUCCUCGCAAUCGCAGGCUUCAUUGGAUCUUUGGAGCUCCUUGGAUUGUUCUUGGUCCCAGAGAGUCCUACGUGGCUUGCGGAGCACCAAAAGGUGGACAAGGCCAGACAGGUUCUGCAGAGAAUACGCGGCAAAUAUGCGGACAUUGACGAAGAGAUUGAAGGAUGGAGAAAUACGGCGGGCGAAUCUGAAACUGGAGAAGAGCAGUCACUGCUGACACCUCCAUCCGCCAACAUACCUCCGAAGCAACCUCCGGUCACCAUCCUGAGUGCUGCGACGAACCAUUACUACCGUCCGGCCAUUAUUGCCGUCGUUGGAGUCAUGGUAUCCCAGCAGUUCACUGGUAUCAACAGUAUCAUCAUGUACAGCGUGUCUCUGUUGCAGAGCAUUCUCCCCACCACGGCAGCUCUCCUGACCGUGAUCGUUUCGGCGAUCAAUCUCAUCAUCACACUCGCUUGUUCGCCGCUGCCCGAUAAGAUCGGUAGGCGAGCCUGUCUCCUGCUUAGUAUCAGUGGGAUGGGAUCUAGCUCCAUGCUUCUCGCCUUGGGUAUCUACUCCAACCUGCAAGCUUUAUCCGUGAUUGCAGUUCUACUGUUUGUUGCUAGUUUUGCCGUGGGUCUGGGACCGGUCCCAUUCAUCCUGGCCUCUGAGCUGGUUGGUCCUGAAGCGGUCGGGGCUGCACAGAGCUGGGCACUGGCAGCCAACUGGAUCGCAACGUUUAUUGUGGCCCAAUUUUUCCCGAUGCUGAACGAUGCCUUGGGAGGCCGCGGUAAGAUCUACUUGAUCUUUGCCGUGAUGGCCUUGAUCCUGGGAGGGUUCAUCUACGGGUGGGUACCGGAAACCCGAGGAAAGGCCAAUGCGGACGAGGUCUGGGGAAGAGGGGACCAGCGCAGAAGGGACUGAUUUGGGUUAGAGCUAGACUGGAUUAACUUGACCUCGAGACAGACAAAGCGGGGAUGUAUGAAUACUGAAUAGAAUGUAUGGAUGGCCGGGAGCCAUAUUUCCACAGGUCCAACACAUGGAACACUCUCAACCACUCUCAACCAGGUGCACCACGUGCAAGGCAUCGUAAUCUGGGAUAACUUGGCUGCGUUUCUAUCCCGACUCCAAGCGGACCGAGG
Aspergillus steynii IBT 23096 is the source of this 1842-nucleotide messenger RNA. Its product is annotated as putative MFS glucose transporter. Gene Ontology annotation, biological process: monosaccharide transmembrane transport. The transcript is spliced from 2 exons. Gene Ontology annotation, molecular function: hexose transmembrane transporter activity. NCBI's taxonomy places the organism in Eukaryota, Fungi, Ascomycota, Eurotiomycetes, Eurotiales, Aspergillaceae. The record is from RefSeq and is a predicted model, not a curated record. Bases 149 to 1624 code for a protein of 491 amino acids. Gene Ontology annotation, cellular component: membrane.